Messenger RNA from Aspergillus eucalypticola CBS 122712, 1021 nucleotides. RefSeq lists its product as uncharacterized. The transcript has a single exon. The record is from RefSeq and is a predicted model, not a curated record. The coding region runs from base 468 to 701 and encodes 77 amino acids. NCBI's taxonomy places the organism in Eukaryota, Fungi, Ascomycota, Eurotiomycetes, Eurotiales, Aspergillaceae.
GACCCCUAAUUCGCAUCAACCGCAAAGGUCGUCCCUUUGCCACCUGCUCCAUCUGCAACUGCACCCCCUGCGAAAGCCCCGAAGAGCACGCCAAGCUCAAACGUGAGACCGAUCAUCAUCAUCCUUCUUCAUCCUCAAAAGUACACGUUCACCAUAUUUCUACACACCUCAUUUCACCCAUCGUAAAUGGAUUUUGGUGCAGUUCAGGCUGAUAUAGUGGCUUCUAGCGAGCUGCUGGCCGUUCCCCGCGACUCUCUGCCUCUCCGUCCACCUUUCUCCCCAUUGCCCCGAGGCCAUCCGUUUCCCCUAGUACCAGCGCGACGAGUCCCAAUUCAUCACUUCCGGCUGCUGCUAGCGCGUACGCUGCAGUGUCAGCUGCGGCGACUCUCCCAGGGAGUACGACAGCAACCGCAGCAGGAUAUCUCUCUUCACCACCCAUCACAUCUGUCCCACCGUCAUUCUGCUCCAUGGCCGCCACCACUGACAGCAUGUCCAUGUCCAUGGUGAAUCCCCUGCUCGUGGAUGCGCAUCGCAUGUACAGCGACCUGGCGGUAUCCUUUGCAGACAGCAAUGCCAUCUACGCGCUGGAGGACCUGGGAUUAGAUGACGUCAGUGCAACCAUGCUCGCUGCCGAUUCUGUCUUCCAGGGGAACGACUGGGACUGGUUACAUGAUGAUCACCACGAUGGUGGUGUGCUCUAACAUUUGUGGAUCCUCUUGGGUCUGCAGAUUAUUCACUACAAAGUAUUACUCUGUGGAUUCGAGAGGGUCGUUUGGGUAGGGCGGUGGGAGGCCUGGGGUCCGAAAAUGAUGGGGCCGUAUAUGAUGUUAUGAGAAACGAAUUGUACUGAGAAAAUGGUAUGGACCAGUCGGGAUCAACAGGACCUAUCUACUUGCUUACUUUACUUGACUGGUUCAAUUAGAGGAGAAUUGCAUUGCAUUGCAUGUAUGUGCAUGUAUAUAGCGUGGGCAGGCUGAAUUGAUUUACUGCAUAAGGUUCAUUCCAGAUUCCGCUAAGUAAC